Molecule: messenger RNA, 1076 nt
Organism: Gekko japonicus
Lineage: Eukaryota; Metazoa; Chordata; Lepidosauria; Squamata; Gekkonidae
Gene: LSM6
Product: LSM6 homolog, U6 small nuclear RNA and mRNA degradation associated
Exons: 4
Coding region: 630-872 (80 amino acids)
Biological process (GO): maturation of SSU-rRNA; mRNA splicing, via spliceosome
Cellular component (GO): sno(s)RNA-containing ribonucleoprotein complex; U4/U6 x U5 tri-snRNP complex; U6 snRNP
Molecular function (GO): RNA binding
Source: RefSeq, a predicted model, not a curated record
AUCUUUUGGGUUCUUAUCAGGAAGUGCUAUGUGGAAAGUGUAUUAUAGUUAUGGGAAUGGUGAAUAUUGUUCGAAUGGCCCAUUAGUUUUACUCUCAAGCAUAUGUCAUAGUGGGAAUCUUUGUGCAGGAUUGCAAUAGACAAUUUCAAUCUGAAGAAAAAAGGUGGUCUGCUUUUUCCUAGAUUACUGCUACAGAGUCUGUUUAAAAUUAGUAUGCCUGGUUUUGCAGACUUGUCAUGCUUACGUGCUGCCACCUGUGCAUGUGUGAUAGUUGUAUCUUAGGUGCACUUUGAGAUUGCUUGCUCAGCUGUGGCCCAAUUGCCAUCUGAGGGGAAAGACAGCCAAAAUAAAGUGGUUUUUCCCAUAGCAUGUGCCAUCCCAGUGAGUCUUGGAGAAAAGCACUUGUAGAUUGAAGAGGAGAAAUGUAGGAAGACAGAUCAGACGGAAAACGUGAAUAGAUGAGCCUGCUGUAAGAACACAUGUACCCAGCUGAAUCAGUCCCAUAGGCCCAUGGUCCAGCAUGUUUCUUACAGGGACUAGCUAGAUGCAUCUGAAAAACCACAAGCAGACAGUGGAAACAAAAGCUGUUAUCCUGCAACAGCUAAUAUAGAGGUUCUCAUUCUGUCAAAAUGAGUUUACGGAAACAAACCCCAAGUGAUUUUUUGAAACAGAUAAUAGGAAGACCAGUUGUUGUGAAGUUAAAUUCUGGAGUUGAUUAUCGAGGUGUUCUGGCUUGCCUGGAUGGGUACAUGAACAUAGCUUUGGAACAAACAGAAGAAUAUGUAAAUGGACAACUGAAGAAUAAAUAUGGGGAUGCGUUUAUCAGAGGAAACAAUGUUUUGUAUAUAAGUACACAGAAGAGGAGAAUGUGAAUUUACCUGAAGGUGGAACAUUUUGGAUUGCAACUUUUGUUUUUUAACCAAGUUUUAUUUGUAGUUGAUGAUUCAUAGUGAUGUUUUGUUGCAUUCUGCUGUAAAGCUGUAUACACUGUAUGGAAGGCUGGACAGUUUUUUUAGUAUGUGUAUUAACAAAACAGAACAUUUUUUGACAAACUGUUUGGAAUACUUUAUGUUACA